CAUCCACAUCAUCCGUCCACGGUCCAUCCAUCUACCGGCCGAGCCACACGAGCCCGCCCAACGCAAGCGCACACCCCCAAACUCAAAACCCUACCACGCCGCCGAUGGCCUCGCCGCCGCCGCCUGCCCCGCGCCCCUCCUCAGCCGCCGGCGCCGCCUCGGCGGGCAAGGGCCGCGCCACCUCCGCUUCGCCGGUGGAUGCUCUCUUCCUUCAGAACCUUAUGAGUCGCGUCCAGCUCCGCCCGCCCUUCCUCGACACCAACUCUUUCCUCACCCAGGACCUCGACGACUUCCUCCUCAACGAGUUCGCCGCGCUCUCCGCCGCCGCCGGGGCGUCCGAUGACGAGGAGGAGGAGGAGGACGAUGACAGUGGGCUCUCCGGUGGGGAGGGCUCUGGGGAGGCGAGGCGGCGGCGGAUGCUGGCGAGGGAGGAGGCGAAGCUGGAGAAGGAGAUCGUGCGGAUGGUGCUCGCCGGGGAGGCCGAGGAGAAGCUCAAGCCCAACUCGGGCCAGUCCGUGGCCGUCGGCGACCACCACCUCUGCGUCGGCUUCCACGACGAGGCCGGCGGGGAGUACCGUGUGUGGGAGUGGCACGGCCACGUCAUGCUCUUCGAUGACGAGGAUGGGUACUCCGCCGAGUACAUCUACGGCAACCACUUCGAGCCGCUCGCCGCCGCCACCGCCAGGGCUAAGAAGAAGGAGAAGGAGAAGAGGGAGAAGGACCUGAGCAUGGGGCUGCGGGAUUUGGUCGUGGGUGCCGACGACGGUGGCAAUGGCAGUCGCUCCAAGGAGAAUGGCAGUAGCGGAGGGCCCAGAGUAGUGCGCAGGAACGUUGUCAAUUCCCCUGCCGCGCCUGCAAGGUAAAGGCUGCAACAGUGCAACUGCAAGAAGAGGCAGGUUCUGACUUCUGAGACUCAUCAGCAGCAACUGCUACUACUUAUUCUACUCCCUCCGUUUACAGAUAAUUGACAACGUUGACUUUACUAUUUAAAGUUUGACCAUCGUUUUUUCACAAAUACAUGAGCAAACAUUUAUAAGUGUAUGAUGUUAUGAAAGCACUUUUGAUAGCAUAUCAAGUGAUAUUUAUGUUAUAUCAAUCAACUAAAUAUUUAAAAAAAUUAUAGUUAGUUGAAGUGUAAAUAGUAAAAGUCAAAGUUAUCAAGUAUUUGUAAACGGAUGGAGUAUAUAGUGCAGAGCUGAAGACAAGCUGCUGGCCACACGAAGCAUCUAGUAAAUCAGAACGUGAUGGUCAUAUGAAACAAACUUCUUGCCGUAUUGGAGGGCUAGAGCCCUUUUAUUCCAGUAGCCUAUUUUUGCUGUGUUCAGUACCUGGGUGUUGAAAUGGCAGGCAUUUUUUUUUCUCUUAUGGCUCUUUUCAUCUAUUUCUUGAGCUUACAUGUCGCCAAGGAUCUUUCAGCUGGUAUUUGUUCAGAACAGCCU
Molecule: messenger RNA, 1439 nt
Organism: Phragmites australis (common reed)
Lineage: Eukaryota; Viridiplantae; Streptophyta; Magnoliopsida; Poales; Poaceae
Exons: 2
Coding region: 105-863 (252 amino acids)
Source: RefSeq, a predicted model, not a curated record